AGCAAUCGUUCCACAAUCACCACCUUGAAUAUUUUAUUACAUUCAAACCCACCAUCUUGGCUUCUCUUCUCAUACACUGAAUAUGGUCCCAAACAUGAAUACCCUCUAUCUCAUCACCCUUUGUUUUGUGAUCACUUUGCUCUUUACCCUAUCAUCAGCAAUGAACUCAUAUCACUCAAAAAAGAUUCCAGCUAUGUAUGUUUUUGGUGAUUCACUUGUUGACUGUGGAAACAACAACCAUCUUCCAAGCGGAGGACCAAAUUAUCUUCCUUUCGGAAUAGACUUCAUUGGUCGCAAACCCACCGGUCGAGCUACUAAUGGAAAAACUCUGGUUGAUUUCGUUGCCAUGCAUCUAGGACUACCCUUUGCCCCUCCCUUCUUGGGUCUUUCAAAUCAUAGAAGGAACAAAAUCAGCACAGGAAUUAAUUAUGCAUCUGGUGGGUCCGGAAUUCUCCCAGAAACCAACAACGAUACGCGUUUGACACUUGACAAACAGAUAAAGUUCUUCCAUAGGACUGUUAAGCAUAAUUUGCCAAAGCUGUUCAAUGAGAAAGAGAAGUUGGAGAAGCACAUGUCUGAAUCCUUGUUUUUUGUCUCUACGGGGGUGAAUGAUCACUUCUCAAAUGGAACCUUCCGUGGCAACAGAAAAUUUGCUUUGUUCCUGCUAAAUCAAUUCUCCCUACGUAUCCAGAGAUUGCAUCGUCUGGGAGCAAGAAAAUUUUUUGUGAACAACGUUCCUCCAGCAGGGUGCUUUCCAUCAAAAGCUGUGCAUGAAACACCAAGAGGAAAAUGUAAUGAGAAAAUAAACAAGGGAAUCUCCUUUUACAAUAGGAGGUUGCCUCAAUUACUUCAUGACCUCCAAUCCAAGCUUCCUGGCUUCACCUUUGUACUUGCUGAUCUCUUCGGGUUCCUUUUGGAGAUGAGGGAAACUGGAAUAAAUCAUGGGAUUCUGGAAACAUGGAAACCUUGCUGUCCCAAUACCAUUUAUGGUGAUCUCCAAUGCCGUCCCAAUGAUGUUCCUUGUCCAAACAGGAACACUCAUCUUUUCUUUGAUAAUCACCCUACCCAAAUUGUUAACCAAAUAUUUGCAAGCCUUUACUUCAAUUAGGGACUAUUUGCAAGCAGUCGGACAUCAAAUUGUUCGACCAUGCCCAGUUCUCUUUAGUGUGAGCACUUUUUUUUAUUUAAAAAUAAAUAAAUUAUUAUCAAAAUCGAAGCUAAAGUAAUUGCUUAUAGUAAAUGUAAGGAGAUAGUACAGAUGAAACACCAUCUUGAGGUAUAUAUAUUCGGUCUUCCAAUCUUUAUAUCUAAAAUAAUAAAAUGGAUCAUCUUUUGGAUAUCUUAAUUAUAUGUAAUACAUAAUUAAUUAUACAUGUACAUCCAUAUAUUAAAUAACUAUUUAAUAAAUUAUCAUUUAAG
Molecule: messenger RNA, 1419 nt
Organism: Cajanus cajan (pigeon pea)
Lineage: Eukaryota; Viridiplantae; Streptophyta; Magnoliopsida; Fabales; Fabaceae
Product: GDSL esterase/lipase At2g03980
Molecular function (GO): hydrolase activity, acting on ester bonds
Source: RefSeq, a predicted model, not a curated record